Armigeres subalbatus is the source of this 1119-nucleotide messenger RNA. RefSeq lists its product as uncharacterized. Lineage: Eukaryota; Metazoa; Arthropoda; Insecta; Diptera; Culicidae. The record is from RefSeq and is a predicted model, not a curated record. Gene Ontology annotation, molecular function: nucleic acid binding; zinc ion binding. The transcript is spliced from 2 exons. The coding region runs from base 449 to 1084 and encodes 211 amino acids.
UCGAGGAACUCCGCAAAAGGAUGGCUGUAACAGGGGCGACCCCGAAGCUGAGUAAGGUUACGCAGGAGGCGAACCUGAAAGCAGCUGUCGAGAAGUCCGCAGCCCCGAAGCCAGAGAAAAGGAAGAAGGUCGAGCAGAAGGAUGGCCAUCCCAAGCCGGUGAACCCAGUGCCUCCACCAUCGAGGACCACUGAAGCUCGCCGGGAGGAAGAUCUACCGUGGAGGGAGAUCUACCGUGGAGGGAGGUCGUGAAUGCCAAGAAGGCGAGAAGGCAACGGCAGCAGGCGGCAGAGAAAGCGGCAGGCGGAGCGAUACGCGCCACUGUUAAGAAGGGUAGAGCCCAGAAGGAGACGGGUGCGCCUUCCAAUGUCAGUGGUAAGCGUAAAGACAGAGGCGAGGCGAUUAUCGUCAGUACUGACGACAAGAGCUACGCCGAAGUCUUGAAGGCCAUGAGAGUUAAUGACAAACUCGCUGGCCUAGGAGAGGAUGUCAACUGCAUCCGAAGGACGCGGAGAGGCGAGAUGAUUCUCGUCUUGAAGCGGGAUGCUGCUCAGAAGAGUACUGAGUACAAAAAGUUGACGGAGGAGGUCCUGGGCGAUGGGGUUCAAGUAAGAGCCCUAUGUCCAGUUUCGAACAUCCAGUGCAAGGGCCUGGAUGAAGUAAGCGAGGCUAGAGACCUGGUCGACGCACUGAGAGAUCAGUGCAAUGUCGAGAUCCAGGAAUCUACGGUUCGGUUACGCAAAAGCUUCGCGGGAAUGCAGGUUGCCUCAUUCCAAGUACCUCAGGCUGAGGCCAAAAAGGUAAUGGAUAAGGCUAAACUGAAAGUGGGUUGGUCGGUAUGUCCGCUAAGUAUAAGCCAACCGCUUCAGACCUGUUUCAGGUGUCUUGGCAACGGUCAUAAGUCUUAUGACUGUAAAGGACCUGAUCGCAGUAAGCUAUGCCGUAGGUGUGGAGCUGAAGGCCACCAAGCUCGCACCUGUCAGGCUGCACCAAGGUGUCUGAUCUGUCCCCCGGGUACAGACAACAGACACCUCACCGGUGUCCAGGCUUGUCCGGCCUCUAGAAGGAUCCAGACACGCAGGUAACACAGCUGAAUCUGAACCACUGCAAGGCGGCUCAA